Messenger RNA from Dermacentor silvarum, 768 nucleotides. RefSeq lists its product as uncharacterized. NCBI's taxonomy places the organism in Eukaryota, Metazoa, Arthropoda, Arachnida, Ixodida, Ixodidae. The transcript has 2 exons. The record is from RefSeq and is a predicted model, not a curated record. The coding region runs from base 192 to 530 and encodes 112 amino acids.
AAGCUAGCGAUAACACAUCAUGAACUAAGAAGCUAACAGCAGGAAGCUUUCUUAGGUCGCAGGCACAGCGCUGUCAUGGCUGUCAUCGCAUGAAUAUAAAUGCAUAAAAGGGCCCACGUGGCUUGGCACGACUUCAUUCCGGCAAGCAGGAAGGUGCCGUACUUGUACAGUAGCUGUCAGGAAGCCGGGAUAUGGCUACAGAACACGACGCCGAAGCUUCGUCUCAGUCUGCAGAGCCUUGUUCGCUGUUGCAGGCUUACGGUGGGCGAGGGCUGCGUGACGAGCUGGCCGCGACGGCUACAUGGGCCAUCGAGAAGAACCUGAGGAAAGUGAAGCAGCAACUGGCCCUCGCCACGGUGAAUCAGGUGCUCACCUUUGACGAAAUGCACAACAGGAUCGCCGACCUGGAGAGGCUCGUCGAAGACGCGGCGCGAGUGGACUCUUUGUACGACCCAGGACCGUGCCAACGGAUCCACCAACACCACCGCCUGCUCCUUCUCAGACGAACGCCGCACCGUCGGCCGUCUUAAAGCGUAGCCUAGUGACCCUGGGACGUUUUGUGGAACUGAUGGUAUCGACGUGGACGACUGGCUGAAGUGGUACGAACGACUCGGCGCAUACAACCGCUGGGGCCCUUGACGUCUUGAUUAGAUCGCCUCUCUGUCGGCAUUGCUGGCUACCUGUCCAGUAACAAUAUAGUAGCCAUGGGUCCAAAUACUACACGAUGCCGCAUAAAUAAAUACGCGCUGUGGGGAUCGCCCACGGGAC